UGAAGCCUGAACGCAUCCUAACAUCGCUUGUUUCCAACCGUCCGCCUUCAACAGCAUUCAACUGUUUUAUUAGAAGCGUUUGGCACGGGAAAACGUGGUCGAAGAACGCGUCCAAAUUAACGCGUCGGUGGACAGGCAACGUCCUUGUGAAAAUUCUGAGUGAUCCUUGAAGCGGAGGUUUCGGUGAUAGAGAACUCUUCGAUCGACGGACCGGGUCGACGAUGAUCGGCUUCGGUGGAAGCGACGACUCGCUGGUUUACCGGCUCCUUCGAAAGUUUCGUGUUCCUGAUGCCUAGCUUCCUUGGACACUUCUUUGGUCUCUCCUUUCGAACCGAACUGUUGAUAAUGAACCUUCUAGGCCUGGUAAACAGCACGCUGGACUGGAGUCCGUUAAAAUGGACGAACGAGCUCGAGAGAAUUUGGAAUUUAUCUUUGUCGCAAAGUGCGAUAAUUAUUGAUGUCAUCGGCGAGGACACGAUUAAAACCGUGUUGUCAUGGAUCGUUAUAACGCGUAUCGUGAUCGCCCACGUUUACACGUUAACGUACGUGACGAACAUUUAUCCGAUAGUAACAUGGAGCCGACCGAAAUUACUACUACCCUGGCUGAUCUUGAGCUUCUUCAAGAACGUCGUUCUCGAGGUGAUCGUGAUCGUAAUCGGUCUUUUACUCUGGUACGACACCAGGUUCUCGAUAGUUAUAUUCCUCGAGUUCAUCUUCGUGAAACUUGUGCCCCUGCUUUUGGCUGGUUACAACUGGUACACAAACUCCUGCCUGUUCCUGCAACUGCGUCAUCUCGAGAAGCUGCGGAAGCUAAAGAGAUCCAUGCGUAGCGACACUAAUUUGCUCACCAGCCGUCUCUACGCGAAGCUCGAGGACUCCAAGUACAGGACCAGAUCGUUGACCACCUUGUUGACUUGCGAGAGCUUCGAAUCGUACGACACGCAGGACACGAUUUCCCAUAUCAUCGACGACCCCGCUCUGUCCCCGGUCCAGAAAACUAUGAAGCUUCUCGGGUUGAGCGAGCACGACAUCGCGGAAGCACGUAUCAGGGUGAGACAAAGAGCAGAGCGUAGAAGGUUGACAGAAUUGGACGAUGAAUCCUUGGUGCCCUUAAUGGGGCACAGUAACCACGACUUGGAGCGACUCUUCAACGCGAACAACGAAUACCAACGACCGAGCACCGAUGCUGAAGUUGGAAAGAGGAAUAUAGAUUUGGACAAGGUGGAAUCCACGAACGAACACCCUGCCGAGCCGGAGCUUUUAUUUCCGCCUACUGAAAAUCCAGAAAUCGAAAUCCCAGAAGUAGCAAAUCCAUUCGAAGCUACAGAAGCCGAAGCUUCGCGGAGAUCCGAGAACAAAGUUCUCGCAAAAGCGAAGGCGACAUCGGAGCCACCACUGUUGAGAAGAAAGAGAGAAGGAACAGGGACAUUGAACACGAGUAGGACGAAGCAAAUGAAGAUGUACUCCUGUUACGCGAAGGACCUCAAAACUUGCACGCCUUACCAGAAGAGGAAAGAGUCUUCGAGGCUGAGUUCGACGAGACAGACCAGAAGAAGCAUGCAGGAAAGCUGCAGUCCCGUGAAGCUGCAAGCUCUCUUCAAUUGCAAUUGCACAGCGACCGAUCAGAUAGCUUGUUGCGAGGUCAAGGACGCCACAUUAAGAACUUCCACGCCGAAGAAGAACGUAGACAUCCCUGGCGGAGCUGGGAACUCUGAGGAUAAUUCCAUGGAUUGCCCAAAGGCAUUCGAUCAUUCGUCCGUGUACACCUGCAGUGUCACCAAUGUGAAGACAGACUUCAUGGUGAGCAGCAGCUACCCUGAAACGAGCACCUUGCUCCAGAAAAACCUGGAGCUAUUUAAAAGUAUCAAGGUGGACGAUCUGGAGAACCUACUCGCGAAGGAGAUGUCCGUCCAGAGAGUAAAACAGAUUCAAGAUGAUCCAAACCUCUUAGAACCCUAUUCUGAUCAUCGUAACGCGGUGAUCGAUGUACAGGAUCUUUCGGAGAUCGUGAAGGAUUUAUCCGCGACGAACCUGGAAACAUCGAGGACGGCUGUAUCAGAAGUCAAAGCUGACGACGAUGGUGUACACAAAUCUCCUACGGAUAAGGGCGUAGACACCACGCAGAAGACCACCUUGCACCCCGACACGCCGUCGACUAACAAAAACGACUCAAAGCUGAACUUACCCGAACACUCCUUCGGAGACACGAACAUCCCGAGGUUCUACAAGGACUCUAUGAUGGUUUUCGAUGGCUGCUACGAGAAGGAUUUCGCCAACAAUUCGGAAGUUCAGAGUCUUCUUCGACAAUUGGAGAAGAAGGAAUGGAACGUCUUCGACGAUCACACCAACCUCGAAACGUUGCACAGGGCUUCGUAUUCGAAACAGGACAUCGUUCCACUAUUGCAGGACUUGGGUACGAUUCAUCUCCUGAACGACGAUUCCGAGAAGCUAGAAGGUGCUUCGAAGUUGGACCCCUUGAUCUCUCGCGAGGCUCAAGCGGACGAUCCUCCCGUAGCCUACCAACCUCGAGAAUCAAAGAAGGUUCCGAUAUCCGAUUUCGUCGAUUCGACGAAGACCUCCAACGUUCACACGCAAACAGACAAGGAGCUCCAGCCUAGUAGCUCCAGAUCUAGUCUCUCGGAGGGAAAGAGACGCAGAAGAGCGUACUUCAAACGCAAACAUCUGAGCGAGCAAAGCAGAAGCACCUCUCCGUGCGGUAUAAGACUCCGCGCAAGGAAAACAGACACGCGUUUUAUGGUCACGAACAAUCGCCCAAAGUCCCCCGUCGCGUUCGCGCGACACAAAAUGGCGAAACCGGGGCCUAAAGACGCCAAGAAGAAGAUCGACCCAACGAAAUCUCCGUCCAGUAAUAGCGUUUGCGAGUGCCCCAUGAAUAAACUCGAGGCAAAACACGGCGACACCAGAAAGAGGGAUGAGAACCGAAAAUCCUCGACGAAACCCAAGGUCGACACGUUCGGGACGGUACCGUUGGCGCAGGUGGCUCGCCAGUCGGAUAUCGAAACGAUGGUGUACCGUAGAAAACCUCCUGUUUACCCGAAGGAGUUCAAAAAGGAGGCUCGCGACGUCGUUGCGUCAUCGAAGAUUCCUUCUGGCAAGAAGACGGAGUCGUUCGAGUACAAACGUUCGACGAGCAAGGCGUCCAACAGUUCCAGGACAUCCAAAACGAAAUCGGGGAUGGAUGACACGGAGAGCAGAGAGAUGAGGGCCUUGAAGGCCUACAACGAGGUCACUCUGCUGAGGGACAAGGAGGAACUGGAGAAGAAGAAGCUUUCCUCCCGCAGAAUCGCGGAGAGUCAGCCUCGCGCACAGAACAGCAAGUUGUUCGACGAUUACACGAACAAAGAAAAUUUGUUGAUCGAUACCGCCACCGAGACCAAUCCAUCUUCGUGGCCCGAGGACGGCGGGCAGCCUUCGAUCACUGCUAGACCCUGCAGUUUUUCCAACGUGAGGUAUCGCUCCGCGAGGAUGGCGAAGAUCAACAGAGUCACGGACAGAUUGCUGGACAACUUCGACAGGCUGCACGUCACCCAGGCGAAACAAGAGAGCAAGAAGAGCAAGCCGGCAGAGCCGGACGGCAGAAGGCAGUACACGAAGUACAGCAAGCCCAAGAAGUUGGUCGUCGAGGAGAACCUUUCGGUGAGCUCCAGCAAGAGGCUGGAGGGGACGCAAAAGGGCCGCGAUCUGGAGAGGACGCUUGCCAAAGAGGACGUGAGGGACGAAACGGUUCGUUCUAUACCUGCUACUGUCGAGUCUCAGCAACGCGUGAACGUCGAGUUCGCGAUCCCCGGGCCGCAACACACGGAGUUACUGAUGCUGAAGCCAUCCGCGAACGAGGACCUUGCCUCCUCCUGCUCUUCGAGUACGGUUGACCACAGAGAGGAGAUCCAGACAGUGCUGGAGGAGAGUACAAACGUCGAAGACGAAGAGCGAGCUGUACCACGGAUCGACGAACCCGAGGAGCAGGUUGUCGAAGAACCUGAAGCCGUGUACGUUGAAGGAGACACGCGAAAUCACCCUGAAACCUGCGAGGACGAACCCCAGAGGUCAGAGACUCGAAACGCAAACUGGAAUAGGACAUCUCCAGACCUGACAGACUUCAUCAGAAACAUCGACGUGAAUCGCCUUCCGCACGGCGUCGUUUUAACCAACCCGAUCGCCCAGGGGAAGAGGAGUCGGCAAAUGGACAUCGUCGACGACAGAACCGCCAGAAUGGUUCACAACGCGUUCUCGUACAAGUCUAUGGACUCGCUUCUGGACUUUCCCGCGGACACCGUGACCAUGGAGGACGUUCUGCAUGGCAGCCACUUGGACUCGUCCGUAGACGAGCUCGUUUACCGAUCAAGGAACGACGACGUCUUGGUCGAAGAGCUGUUCGAGCAAGGAGACCAACUCGAGCAAGCGAUCGUGGCCGCCAUUCGCGAGUCCCAGGACGCGAAUCGUGAUCUCUGCAUCGUCACCAUCGGCGGCGACAUCCUGCCUGACGGGUCCGCGACGGAGGACGUCGAGGACGAUGCUGGUCGUGGCCGGGUUGUUCAAAUGAACGAGGUUCUGUCCUCCAUAACGGAAGUCCUCGGAGGUUUGAAUAUCACUGGACUCGACCUGGAUGCGAUCGCCACCAUGGAGUUCGAGCUUCUUCGGGAAAUUCUGGACGCCGGCGAGAUCGAAGACCCGCGAAACCAGGUCUCCCGGUCGAAGGAUGUCGCAGACGAAGAAGAAUAUUCAAGGGAGCAAAUGCUGAGGAUCAUCGAGGAAAACGUCUGCACGGAUAUCAGGUUUCCUGUCGUGAUCAAGAUGUCCGACUUGAUUCCUGGCAUGGCGGACACCAGGAACAGUAGUCCUCGAGUGCUGGUUUCGAGAGUGGAUUCUGUUAGGAUGAGCUUUUCGCGUUUGACAGAGGUGCUGGAGAGGCGCGAAAGAGGAGACGCGAACGAGGAGAAGAACGAAGACGAAGAGUCCUUAGAAACACGCAAAGAGAAAGAAGAGAAGAGUUUGGAAGAAAUUAUGCUGUCGAUGAUGGAAUCCAUGCGACUAAUGAAUAUUAAUGACGACGGGCGAGAUUUGUCGGGUAGCGAGGACUCGUUCGACGAUUUCAGGUCUGAGAGCGACACCUUGACGCACGUGUCGCUUAAUUCGAGACCCGAUUCGACCAUCGAGGAGUUCCCUGUGGAUAGCUUGCAAUGGAGGGAAACUUGUAGGGCUCCGCCGAGGGGAGGCUUGAACGAGACUUUCGAGAUAAAAAGGGCAGAAGAGUCGAGCGAAGAGGACGUUGAAAAGGUUGGUGAGACUCCCAGAGAGGAAGAAGGGGCUAGUUCGGAAGAUAGAGGUAGAUUGGGAAGUAUUAUACCUGAAGAUCUCGAAAGGAGUAUUGAAAUUAAAGAAACUGAAGAGGGAGAAAUCGACUUUGAAAGAACUGACGAGGCUUCUAGAGAUGAAGAAGGUAUUACUUUGAAACAUACAGUAGGAAGAAUCGAGAAAAACAUAGAGAACAACGAAGCAAGUAUUAUACCUGACGAUCUCGACGAGAAUAUUGAUAUAAUGUUAGAUGAAUGCACUAUCAAAGAAGGUGAAGAAUAUUUUACUACAAUCGGAGAAGCUGAAAAUAGAACGAAAGAAAAGCAAAGCGAAGGGAGUAUCAAACCAGAGAUUGUCGAAGAAGGUAUCGAAAUCGAAGAAGCCGAAGAGAUCGUUAGAACUAAAGCGACGGGAAGGAGCGAAGAAUUCCUCGAAGACGAAGAUAUCGAAGAGGGCCUCGCCAUGAUAGGACUCGAAGACACCGUCGAAGAAGAGAACGAGGUCGUCUCGGGGCACGACGUCGCCGAGUUGAAAGACGAACUGUCUUUGCAAAUCCUCUUCUCGUUCUGGUUAAUGGUGGUAUAUUUCUACACUCGGUACUUCUUUCAGAAGAUUUACUCUCUGUCGCGGAUCUCCAGAGCGACGUCGAUGCUGAAGCCGUUCGACGUUCACGCGGUGUCCACGUCGACGUCGACGCUUCUGGAGAAAGCGGAGCUUGCCGAGAAGAUCAGGCGGGAGAGCCGCGUGGAUCCGGAUACCAGCGUCUUCGAGAACGUCGAUACUUCCGGUGCGAUCGAGGAACAUCUGCGAUCGGUUCUAAACUCGACCAUCGAGAAAAUAUGUUCGGAAGCUUCGUUGAAUGGGAUGGAAGGUAUUAUUAUGGAGGAGUUGAGGGAAGAGGUCGAGAGAACCGUGCUGAAUAUGAGGGACCGCGUCGCAGAAAUGAUGGAAACGGUACCGUCGAAUCGAGGCGUCGAAGGAACGCGAGAAGAAGCUCGGUCCGUGGUACUCUCGCGCGAACGAGAUCGUCAGCAGCGAUGUCUGUUCCCAAUCGAGGUUCAAACGAGCGACAAUGACUCGAGUACCGUCAAGGAAUCCAGCGCGAUCGCCACGAACACUCGAUUGUCUAUCAUUGAGCUCGAAGAAGAUGAGCUGAUAGACCUGCGGUCGACCGACCGAGAAAUUUCGACGCCUCGAGUCGAAGAGGUCGAUCUGAUGGAAGACGAUCGAGUUGGAUCACCUGGAGGAAAUCAGUUAAACGUGGAGGGGCUAGAUAGAGAAGAGGACUCUGAUGCGACAGAUGUAAUAUCUCAAACUACAAUGAUCGUCGAAGAAAGAGUGGAAGCUAAGUCUACUGGAAUUGUCGAAUCAGAUUCUUCUAUAGAUUUGGAAACCACUCGGAAAGAACAGAAAGAACACUCAGACUUGCAGUCAGCUGAACGAGAAAUCGCGACGUUUCGAUUCACGGAAGUCGAUCGAUCCAGCUCGUUGGAAUCUCUAGUCGAAGAUGAAGUCGGACUCUCUGAAAAGUAUCGAUUAAUUAAGAAGAUUUACGACGAGGGCUCAGGUAAGGAGGAAUGUGUUUCGCCUGGACUGAACGCCGAGGAAGCUGAGAAGUCGGCUGGAAGCGUUAAAGAAACUGAAAAGACCGGUGAAAACGUCGCGUCGAAUUCCAGUAUACGUUUCGAGACCACUCUGGAAGAAAUGGACAGCUUCGAUUCGGCUUACACAGCGUUUUCCGAGACGACGCAGAACUCGGUCUCGUUCGCUGAUUUUGUUUCCGCUAUGGAGGAGUUCUCGAUCGCCUCGAACCUAUCCGACGAAGACGCUUGAACGCGCCCGAUAAAC
This is a messenger RNA of Hylaeus anthracinus, 7161 nucleotides long. RefSeq lists its product as uncharacterized. The coding region runs from base 289 to 7146 and encodes 2285 amino acids. The transcript is spliced from 7 exons. The record is from RefSeq and is a predicted model, not a curated record. NCBI's taxonomy places the organism in Eukaryota, Metazoa, Arthropoda, Insecta, Hymenoptera, Colletidae.